AUGUCCGGCGCGUUCCAGGCGUACGAGCGCGUCGUCGCGUGCGCCCGCGGCGGCGGUCUGCGCUGGGACGAGAUCGCGUUCGUCGCGCGCGGGUCGGGCGAGCGCGCGCGCGUCCCGGCGCGCGACGACGUCGAGGCGACGAUCGACGCGACGUGGGCGCGCCGCGGCGCGACGGUGUACGACGCGGCGAAGUUUCGAUUCGCGAGCGCGACGACGCGCGACGCCGACGCGACGGACGGCGCGAUCGCGCGCGUCGAGUGCGGGCUGACGGAUUACAAGACGCUGCAGGGGACGAAUUUGGCGGCGAACUGGGACGCGUUCGCGGCGACGAAGACGAGCGACGACGCGACGACGCGGACGACGUCUGGGUGCGGACGAGCGAGCGCGGCGAUUGGAACGGCGGCGCGGUUCGCGCACUACGGCAUGGCGCUGGGGAAUUGCGUGUGCCUGCGGGCGAGCGAUGGGAAAUUUUUGGCGUUGCGUCGAUCGCGAGACGUCGGCGAGGCGCCGGGGGCGUUGGUGUUUCCGGGAGGACACCCCGAGCCGAAGGACGUCGGCUUCGACGGCGACACCGACGCGAUGGAUGUGUCGAGGUACAUGUUCGAGAGCGCGCUGUCGGAACUUCGCGAAGAACUCGGGGUGGACGAGGAGCGCGUGCGGCGUCUGCGAUGUCUCGGCGUGACGCUUCGCGUCGUCAACGCGAGGCCGUGCGUCGUGUUUUACGCUCGAACGGCGUUAUCGUCGGACGAAAUACUGCGGGAUUUUUAUCCGAACGCAGAGCACGCGUUCGAGAGCACGCGCGCCGUGGCGCUCGCGAUCGAUGAGUUUGAUCGUUCCGCUAUGCCGGGCGACCACGUCGGCGCGCUCGAUUUCGUCGCCGUCGCGCUCGCGCACGACGACGGCGCCGUCGCGCUCGCCGACGACGACCCGCCCUGGCGCCGUAGUUCAUAG
Molecule: messenger RNA, 951 nt
Organism: Ostreococcus lucimarinus CCE9901
Lineage: Eukaryota; Viridiplantae; Chlorophyta; Mamiellophyceae; Mamiellales; Bathycoccaceae
Exons: 1
Coding region: 1-951 (316 amino acids)
Molecular function (GO): GDP-mannose hydrolase activity
Source: RefSeq, a predicted model, not a curated record